UGAGAAAACUUGGGCCGUGUUUACGAAAAGUGCCGCUUUAAAUACAAUGGGUAAACAGGUUCAGACUUCAGUUGUAUGAGAGCUGUCCAGUGUGAGAACACUUGGUGCUUUGAAACUACUUAGGAAAUAUAGAUUCUAUAUUUGUGGGAUUUUUUUCCUUGUCCAUCGUGCUAUCAGUUGUUUAUAAGAACAAGCUCGAGCAAGGUAUUUGCCAGUUGAUUCGAAAACCACAGGACGAAACACUCUGCGUGUUUGGACCACCAAAUAGUUGUAAAGUUUUCCUCAUUCUUUGGAGUUUACUAUCGAUGAACUUCGACAUGCCUUCAGAAACUGGGUUCUCGUUCAUCGAGCAGUACAAGUUUCUGUCUCGGGAACUUCACGAGCAGUCUCAGACCUGUACGGACAUGGUCUCUAUGGAUCAAGAGGUGAGUGUCCCUCAAGCUCGCUCCUACCUGGAGGCAGGCGAUAUUAAAACAGAGGUCAAGAUGGAGUCACCCAACUCCCAGCAGCAGGUUGAUAUCGACAUGUACAUGGCUCAGAUUCUGGCCAGCACAGAGAGCAGCAUCGGCAGCAACACCGACACCAUCACUAUUAGCAGCAGCAGAAACAGCGACAUUUCCGUGCAACCUCAAUACAUUCCUCUCACAGUUUCUGCCACCUCCUCUUCACCUGAACACAACAUCAACACCUACAGCAGUAGCAGCUCUUUUUCUAGUGUUUCUAGUGGACUUCACUCAGCCUCUUCCUCCCCUCUCUUGUCAUCAGUCGCUGUUUCAUCAUUAGACGCAUCUUCCACAACCUCCUUUCCCAGCAUCGUCAAGUCUGAGCCAAAAGUCAUUAGCGAAAGCAGUGGUGGUUUGAAGACAAGAACUUUUGUCACAGAGCUUGGAGGCAGUGGGUGCACACUGGUGACACCCUCAGAGCCAAACUCAGGCUACUCAACAGACUUUCUCAGCGGAGACUCUUAUCCAUCGUCCACUCAUAGUCUUCUGUCCGAAAACGUUGCUCCACCAUCCAUGUGUGUUCCUGAGGGAAGUUUUGAUUACCUUGACCUUGAUAAGCAGCCUUCGUCUUUCUAUGAUGAUGUCAGACCUAUGUCAGAGCCGAUGAAGUUGGAAAGUUUCACGCCGGCCGCAGAAGGCAGUGAUAGCUUGGAAGAAGCCGUUGUACUGAUGAGAGACGUUAUUCAUCAUGACUGUGACAAACUGAAUGUGCCAUAUGACCCCAUGUUGUGGGAUGUGGAGAAUGUCCAGACCUGGGUCUCCUGGGUGUGUCAGAAGAACAAUUUCUCCAACAUUUCUGCUCAGUUCCACCGAAUGAACGGACGGGUGUUGUGUUCUUUACAGGCCAGCGACUUUGCUUCUUACGGACGAGUUGGUGAAAGUCUCUCAACUGAGCUGGAGCUCUGGAAAGCUGCCAAUAGCUGUUUCCCCGAGCUGUCCGUCAGCAGUCACCACAACUCAUUCAUGCAACAUCAACAACAUCAACAACAGCAACAGCAACUGCCACACUUUCUGGAGAAAGACCUUCUGUGUAUGAGCAGCAACAAGAAUAACAGCUCUGGGUUUGGCCUGGGCCCCUGCGUGUCACCCGCUCCUAGCACGGGCAGUAGUAGUCAGGACAGUCUGCACACCGGCUCACUCACCGACAACAGCGACGACGAAAACAGUUUCAGUAUGUUCUCCUCCGCCUCUGACUUGAGCUCCCACGGAAACAACAAAACCAGCAGCAGCGUUGUGCAUCCUGUCACCAAACUGGGCCGUGGACACAAACAGACGAUCCAUCUGUGGCAGUUCCUCCGAGAACUUCUCUUGUCUAAGGAGAACCACUCCGACUGUAUCCGCUGGCUGGACCGCAGUGCUGGGGUCUUCAAGAUCGAGGACUCAAAGAAGGUGGCUUUCCUGUGGGGAGAGAGAAAGAACAGACCGGCCAUGAACUACGACAAGCUCAGCCGAUCUGUGCGGCAGUAUUACAAGAAAGGGAUUAUCAAAAAAGCCGAUCAGCCCAAAAGAUUGGUCUACCAGUUCUGUGCUGGCUACAUGUGAAACUUGUUUUGCUUGUGUCUCGCUCAAGACUUUCUACUUCUCUCGGAACCCAUCUGAGAUGCUUUGUUUUACAACAGAGAUGUUGAAUCUCAGUUUUUUUGUUCUGGGAGUUUUCCGGGAAAACUUUUUUUGUCCCAGAUCUAAGGGGUCUGGUUCAAAUCCCAGACUUACCACAUAGUGACUGAGCAUCGUAUCAGAUCCAGUGGUUUUUAUUUUACACAAGUUCAGCCAGAGCUUGACAACAGACAACUAGAUGUUGUUGUACAAUACGGCACUAUUGCUGCUUCCCCGUCUGGCCAAAACAAAUCUGUUCAGUAAGAAAUUUUACAGUAUGAAGUGAUAUUGGUCCUUUUUUUUGUUGUUUUGAACCAGUUGUUUAAAGUUUCCGUUUAUAUAUAUUCUAAAAUGGCUUAUACGCUGCCUUCAAAACAUUCUAUGUCAUGAUUUUGACCAGCUGUCACUGAAAUUGUAAAUGUACUCAAAUAUUUAAUUUUUAGCAUCAAUUUCGUCUUGUUAAAAUAUAGAAACCUCAGACAUACAUCAGUGCCUUAUAAAUAUAGGUUUUAUAAUUUAGUUUUACUUGAUCCAGUUACUUUGUAACUUUGAAUGCAGAACACAUGUCAUACCAGGAAAUUAGUCACAAAAAUGGGCAGCGAGUGGUCCAAAAUGUUCAAGCUUUCUUUCCAAAUUGUUUUGAGCUAUGUGUUCAUAAGUAAACGCGAAGUGAGUAUUGAUGAAACAGGGAUAGUGAAUGGAUGAGUAAAAGUGUGAGAAAAGGCAGGCCAUAGAUAAAUAGUAAGAGAGGUGGAUGUAUUCUUGUCAGUGUUUUGUGCAUGGUAUGGUGUUUUGUAGAGAGAGGUAGAGAGAGCUAUGCAUGUGAGUGAUGUGGGUCUGUGUGCUGUGCUUGUCCCAAACGGGAAGAAAAAGUCUCCACAAUGCACAAAAUUGUAAAUUUGUUCUCGGUCUUCCAUAUUUUGUACAGUUGUGUAAAAUACAGCAUAUUUUCAUUUUGCUUCAUAUCUUUGUUCAAACCAUCCAUACAGCCUUAUCUUAUUUUUAUAUACUUGUUUAAUGCUGUACAUAAUACUUUCAUGUGCUUUUCUAAGCCCAGAUUAAUGAUGAGGUGAUGUAGGAUUUUUUUUCAAAGUACUGCCUUUGCUGCUGGUCAGCCUCAAGAAUAGAGUGGCAAAUAUCAAAUAUAUAAAUAUUUAUGCAUGCUAUAUAAAUAGCUAUUUAUGUUAUUAUCAAUUUUAUUAAACUGACCUAUUUAGGUUCAGCGCAAUGCAUUUUGAGCUUACAAGUCAAGUAUCUCGGUAGGUGCUUUCGGUGGUUCUGUUUAGAUGAGAUGUGGAACAACAACUUUUCCAGAUUUUUUUAUAUAAGAAAAGAAAGAAAGUCAUCAUGUUUUCAUAGUAUGGUCAGUUGAGUGAUGAGAAACUGUUUAUCUUUCCAAGCUGAUGAUUUGUAUGACUGUCCGUCUCUGUGAACUUUUAUCCCUCCGUCUCUUCAUGUUUUCAUGGUCCACAUAAUGUCUUCCUAGUCUGCUUAACAUGAGCCGUUGUCUUUCCAAUUAAACUUUUUGAUUUUUAAGAAUUCAUUUUCAUCACUUAACUUGUUGGACUGCUGAGGUAUUUGAUUGGUUAAUUCUCAGUCAAUAUAGUUUUUGGAAAACGAUAGAGAAUUCUACUUCUAGGAAAAGAAACGAAGGAAAAUGGCAAAAAAGAAAAGGCCUUCUUUACUUUGGACAAAUUCUAGUCAUGAGAAUCGUUUAACAAAAACAGCCCCUUGUUUUACAUUGCUGUAUUUGCUUAUUUUUUGGAAAUAGAAGCAAGCAAUAUAAACAGUUGUUUUUCCAUCGUGUACAUAUAAAUUUUGUUUUCUAGCCAUCAAGACUAUAUGCUUGCAAAUUAUCUUUUUGAAUACUUCUUCUAUGCAUAAUCAAACAAGUUGUCAUCUCUGUAUCUGAGACUGUACAAGACUGUACAUGCUUCAUGCUUGAAAAAUAGACAAAACAAAUGUGUGAAUCAAUUCAUUUUAUCCAAAUAAAUGUUUUUUUUAAAUAUCUGAA
Messenger RNA from Aplysia californica (California sea hare), 4113 nucleotides. RefSeq names its product chitinase-like protein PB1E7.04c. Gene Ontology annotation, cellular component: nucleus. The record is from RefSeq and is a predicted model, not a curated record. Gene Ontology annotation, molecular function: sequence-specific DNA binding; DNA-binding transcription factor activity, RNA polymerase II-specific. Gene Ontology annotation, biological process: cell differentiation; regulation of transcription by RNA polymerase II. The transcript is spliced from 6 exons. Lineage: Eukaryota; Metazoa; Mollusca; Gastropoda; Aplysiida; Aplysiidae. The coding region runs from base 306 to 2045 and encodes 579 amino acids.